AUGGGCGGCAAGGUUGAUGUUUACCUGGACAUCGAACCAGGAGCUCCUCGCAGCGCACGGGGUCCAGAUAGAGUUCGUUGUCGCUCUCCUUUCCUCCCUAACGCGGUCACCAGCCCUGACACCCUUGCCUUCAUCAGCAUCCACCCAGUCCUGCUCGGCGCCAUCAACGCCGCUUCGGGAAACAAACCACCAUGGGCCCUUCCGGCCAAGGCAAAGUACGGCGACUUUGACGCCCGCCGGUCCACAUUGCGGGUGGGCAAGCCCGACAUCACGAUGCCCGACAACUUCAUGGAGCGCAGCAUGACGGUCCGCAUCCUCCGUGUCCUGCACGUCAUCAAGUCCAGCUACCCGGAAGCCGUGUACCAGACGGCCUGGCACUGGCUCCUUCAUUGCUUCUGGGAGCCGCCGACCCUCAAUCUCACCAAGCCCGACGUCCUGGACCAGGCCUUGGCCGACACGCCCGCGCAAUAUCCCCAGGUGGGCGCCGGGGGCAGGCUGUUCAGCGAGGCGGAGGUGCGGAAGAUCCUGGAGGGCGCCGCGACGCAGGAGGCCAAGGACGCGGUCAAGGCGAGGACGCAGGAGGCGAUCGAGCGGGGCGCGUUCGGCGCGCCGUGGUUCUGGGCCGUCAACGACGCGGGCAAGGGGGAGCCGUUCUUCGGCAGCGACCGGUUCCACUUCCUGUACGACCAUCUAGGCGUCCCGUACCAGGACAUUGCCAUCCUCCCGCCGCAGAAGAGCAAGCUGUAG
Colletotrichum higginsianum IMI 349063 is the source of this 747-nucleotide messenger RNA. RefSeq names its product DSBA-like thioredoxin domain-containing protein. Gene Ontology annotation, biological process: glutathione metabolic process. The record is from RefSeq and is a predicted model, not a curated record. Gene Ontology annotation, molecular function: glutathione transferase activity; glutathione peroxidase activity. The transcript has 3 exons. NCBI's taxonomy places the organism in Eukaryota, Fungi, Ascomycota, Sordariomycetes, Glomerellales, Glomerellaceae. Gene Ontology annotation, cellular component: mitochondrion; peroxisome. Bases 1 to 747 code for a protein of 248 amino acids.